CACUUGAGCCCAGGGUCUUUCAGAAACAACCUCUCUACCUCCACGAGGUAGGAAUAAGGUGUGCGUAAACUCUACCCUCUCUAGACCCCACUUUGUGGGAUUUCAUUGGGUAUGUUGUUGUUGUUGUUUACCUGGAAAUUGCAGCUGUAAACGAGGUCAUUAGCAGUUUGGCAGAGACGGGGGAUGUCAAAGACCAAAUAGAUGGAGCAGAAAAUUCAAUGCCAUCUUCCAAACAGGAAGAGGAAGUUGUUAAAAUGAAAUAUGGAGGAAUCAUGCCAAAGAAACCACCUCUAAUCUCUAAGGAUCAUGAGCAUGCUUAUUUUGAUUCUGCUGAUUGGGCUCUUGGAAAGCAAGGUGUAGAGAAGCCUAAAGGUCCACUUGAGGCACUUCGGCCAAAGUUGCAGCCAGCACAACAACAAACUCGAUACGGCAAGUCUCCUUGUGCUCCAUCAGAGGGUGAAGAUGGAAGUAAUCUCCCAUCUGAGGAUGCUACUGCUACUGCAAAUGAAUGAGCAGGUGACCUCGAGCUUGUGAUGUUCUUGUUAUAUACAUGUAUGUAUGAACAAUUUCUGUUCAGGAUUAAGAAAACAAUAGUAAUAAUAUAGAGGUGUUUUCAUCUUUA
Molecule: messenger RNA, 622 nt
Organism: Solanum dulcamara
Lineage: Eukaryota; Viridiplantae; Streptophyta; Magnoliopsida; Solanales; Solanaceae
Exons: 6
Coding region: 219-512 (97 amino acids)
Cellular component (GO): cytoplasm
Molecular function (GO): protein phosphatase inhibitor activity
Source: RefSeq, a predicted model, not a curated record